Molecule: messenger RNA, 3181 nt
Organism: Papaver somniferum (opium poppy)
Lineage: Eukaryota; Viridiplantae; Streptophyta; Magnoliopsida; Ranunculales; Papaveraceae
Exons: 12
Coding region: 159-3071 (970 amino acids)
Source: RefSeq, a predicted model, not a curated record
CCACACAACACCUCAUUUUCAUCAUUUCGGUACGACUUGAUUGUCGAUUUAGGGUUACCUCUACAACCAAACACACACAAGAACAUUUCACUUGAUCUCUCUCACUCAAGGCGCCAAAAUUGCAUUUAAAACGCAGUUCAGGUAGUGCAGGAUCAAGAAUGGUUAAACAAGCAUCAACUGUUAAUGAUCGUUUAAGAACAUAUUGGACACCACCAAUGGAGCGCUAUUUCAUUGACCUUAUGUUAGACCAAGUUGAAAAAGGGAACAGCGUUGGUCAUACAUUCAAUAAACAAGCAUGGACAGAUAUGCUUAUAAUUUUUAAUGAAAAAUUUGGAUCUAAAUAUGACAAAGAUGUACUUAAAGGUCGGUAUAAAAAUUUAUGGGAGCAGUAUAAUGAUGUGAAGAUUCUUCUUCAACAACCUGGCUUUGUAUGGGAUGAAACAGGACAACUGGUAAUAGCUUCGGAUCAAGUCUGGGACUCAUAUCUUAAGAAACAUCCAGAUAUCAGAUGUUAUAAAACUAAACCUGUUUUGAAUUAUAAAGACAUGUGCAUCAUAUAUGAUUACACAAUUGCAGAUGGAAGAUACAGCCGUUCAAGUCACGAUGUAGAGUUUGAAGAUUACGGGACCAAAAUAAGAGAAGGAUCAAGCAUCCAAACUGGAAAUUUUGUUCAGCCGAGGACAACUUGGACACCAACAAUGGAUCGAUUUUUCGUUGACCUCAUGUUAGAGCAGGUGCAUAUUGGAAGCAAGAUUGAGAAUUCAUUCACAAAACAAGCUUGGACAGAGAUGAUUAUGCAUUUUAAUGAAAAUUUUGGUUCGAAGUACAGCAAAAAUGUUCUGCGAAGCAGGUGUAAAAUUUUGAGGAAACAUUACAAUGAUAUGAAGGCUCUUCUCAGCCGGAGUGAAUUUAAGUUGGAUGAAACACGACAAAUGGUUGUAGCUGAUGAUUGUGUCUGGGAUGCUUAUAUCAAGGCACACCCUGAAGCACGAUCUUGUAGACUUACAUUUUUACCAGACUACAAUGAUCUAUGCAUAAUAUAUCAAAACGAAACUGGUGUUGGAGAGAUAGCUCAUUCAGUGUCUGAUGCAGACCUUCACACUGGUUGCAGUACUACACAGCAUGGGGAAGGAAACAAUAGUCAAAUGGCUCAAACCACCACUAAUUGUGAGCGGUCAAGGACGUAUUGGACACCACCAAUGGACCGCUAUUUCAUCGACCUUAUCCUAGAGCAAGUGCAUAGAGGGAAUAAGAUCGAUAAUACAUUUAUCACACAAGCUUGGGAGGAUAUGACAACAUUGUUUAAUUUGAAUUUUGGUUCACAGUACAGCAAAGAUGUUAUGAAAAAUCGAUAUAAAAGUUGGAGGAAGCAAUAUACUGAUGUUAGUAUACUUCUAAAACAAAAUGAGUUCACUUGGGAUGAAACUCGGCAAAUGGUAACAGCUGAUGAUAGCACAUGGGAUGCUUACAUCAAGGCACAUCCUGAUGCAAGAUCUUAUAGAAUUAGAAUUAUGCCACAUUAUGAGGAUCUACACCUGAUUUUCGGGACUGUCACUGGUAGUGGAAGAAAUACAAACUAUGAAAAUGAAACCAUGCAACUCAAUCCAGGAGAGGGAACGUCAAACCAAGAUCAAGUUAACACUGAUUGUUUGGGGACAUAUUGGACACCAGAGAUGGAUCAGUAUUUCAUUCCUGAAGGAGAAAAUAACUGCAAUGGCCAUGAUGGCUCAAGAUUAACGAAUGUUGAAGGAAUUGAUAGCCAAGCCUCAAUAUCUGAUGGGUUAAGGACAUUCUGGACACCGUCAAUGGACCAUUACUUUAUGGACCUUAUGAUAGAGCAGGUGCGUAAAGGUUGUAAAGUUGAUUAUGCACUAAACAGACAAGGAUGGACAGAUAUGAUCAGGCUGUUUAAAGAGAAGUUUGGAUCUCAACAUAAAAAAAAUAUUUUGAGAAAUCGAUACAAGAAUAUGAGGAAACAAUUUAAUGAUAUAAAGAAUCUUCUUUCCCAAAGUGGGUUCGUUUGGGAUCAAAGUAGACAGAUGGUGAUGGCUGAUGAUGAUGCGUGGGAUGCUUAUUUGAAGUCACACCCUCAAGCACGAUCUUAUAGAACUAAAUCAUUGCUGGACUACAAGAAGUUGUGUGUGAUAUAUGGGAAUGUAAGCCCCAAGAGGAAAGGCACCCAGUCUGGUGAAGAUACUGACAUACUCGCAGAAAAAAACAAUAUUGAUGCCCCGGCUACUUGUGGUCGACCAAGAACUUACUGGACACCUCAAAUAGUUCGUGAUCUUAUGGACCUUCUGCUAGAUCAGUUGCAUAAAGGAAAUAGAGUAGAUAACGCUUUCAAUAAAGAGGCACGGACGCAGGUUGUAGCAUCUUUCAAUGAUAAACACGGCUCUCAAUAUAACAAGGAUGUGUUGGAAAAUGGAUACACAAAUAUGAGGAAGCAAUACACCUACAUAAAGAAUUUACUUAGCCAGACUGGUUUUGUCUGGGAUGAAGAGCAGCUGAUGGUGACUGCUAAUGAAAAUGUGUGGGAUUCUUAUAUCAAGGAACACCCUGAUGCACUCUCAUAUAGAAAUAAAAUCUUGGCCAAUUUUAAUGACUUGUGCAUAAUAUUUGAUGGAAGAAACAACGAUUUGUGUCACAAAAUAGAUUCUGAUGAUCACGUUCUGGGAACGAAAAGUGAUGGAGUUUUACAAUCUUCAGCUCCACCUUUUUGUCAAGGCAAACCUGUAAAGGAACCAAAAGCUCGUUUAGCUACAAAGAAGCACCCUUCUACAACACCAUUAUUUGACCAGGAUUCUAGAAAAUUGCAAAAAAUCCAGAGUAACAAUUCUGGAAAUGUUCUUAGUGUAGCGGAGCGCGUAGUUAUCUCUUUAAGAAACCAGCAAAAAGAGAAUGCAAGCACAACUGAACAUGUCAUGUGUCAACUUCAAGCCUUACCAGACUUGGAUGAGGAUCUUAUAUUGGAUGCUUGUGAUCUUUUGGAGGAUGAAAUCAAAGCAAAAAUAUUUCUAGCUUUGGAUGUUAAGUUAAGAAAGAAAUGGUUGAUAAGAAAGCUUCGUCCGUAGUUAACUCCCAUAACCGUGAAAAGCAUUGUUAGGUGUUAAAGAUCAUCAUCAUUGUGAUCGCACACUUGGUACUGUUGAUGUAUAUAUUUGCACCUUUUUCUUACAGGAAG